ACCCCCUGGGCACCAUGAACACCAACGUGUGCGUGGAGACGGGGCCCAACCCCGAGGCGCCGGGGCUGCCCAAGGAGAACCACCUGCCCGACGGCGCCCUCAACAGCCUUGUGGAUUACAACUCGGAGAUGGAGAGGUACCGCUCCUUCGCCACCUUCUACAAGACCAACGGCGGCGCCUUCCCGCAGGCGGCCAAGAUCGCCCGCAUCACCCCCCCGAUCUUCCCCAGCGCCGCCGCCGCCGCCGCUGCCCGCAUCGGCAUGUCCCCCUUCGCCCGCCUCUUCUCUGCACGCCGCCAGCAGGAGCGGCGGCGGCGGCGGCGGCUUCACCAUCGGAACGAGUCCCAGCGGCUGGGCAAGCCUGGCUGCGCGCCAGCCGAGCAGCCCGCGUUGCAAAUGGCAAAUAAUAAUUUCCUCUCCACCUUAGCCCCUGAACACUGCAGACCUUUGGCUGGGGAAUGCAUGAACAAGCUCAAAUGCGGCGCCGCCGAAGCAGAGAUAAUGAAUCUCCCCGAGCGCGUGGGGACUUUUUCCGCUAUCCCGGCUUUAGGGGGCAUCUCAUUACCUCCCGGGGUCAUCGUCAUGACAGCCCUGCACUCCCCCGCAGCAGCCUCGGCAGCCGUCACAGACAGCGCGUUUCAAAUUGCCAAUCUGGCAGACUGCCCGCAGAGCCAUUCCUCCGCCUCGUCGUCCUCCUCCUCCCUGGGAGCCGCCGGAGGAGGAGGCGGGGGAGGGGGAGGAGGCAACCCGGCCAAGAAGAAGCGGAAACGGUGCGGGGUCUGCGUGCCCUGCAAGAGGCUUAUCAACUGUGGAGUCUGCAGCAGUUGCAGGAACCGCAAAACGGGACACCAGAUCUGCAAAUUUAGGAAAUGUGAAGAGCUAAAGAAAAAACCUGGCACUUCGCUAGAGGUCAGAGGAGAUGAUUUCUUUCUUCCCAGCCUCCCGCCGUCCCUCGUGAACCCCCUUCCCCCGCCUCUGCAGUGCUUCUUGUCUAGUUUCAAGAUGCAGCAUCCCUUUUCUGAAGCCUCCUUCAGGUUGUGAGGGGGGGGGACACACGGGGGGAGCACCCACCUACCCCCCUUUUGGGGAAAAAAAUCGGUUUGGGGGCCUCUCCCUCUUUAUUGCACUUCCCUCCCCAGCCCCACAAAACAAAGCCACUGGUUUGGACCUGCCAGGAACCCAGGUCUGAAAGGGGAGGGGAGGGUGGCA
This is a messenger RNA of Gekko japonicus, 1208 nucleotides long. RefSeq names its product CXXC finger protein 4 (gene CXXC4). NCBI's taxonomy places the organism in Eukaryota, Metazoa, Chordata, Lepidosauria, Squamata, Gekkonidae. Gene Ontology annotation, cellular component: nucleus. The record is from RefSeq and is a predicted model, not a curated record. Gene Ontology annotation, molecular function: zinc ion binding; methyl-CpG binding.